AUGCGUACUGUCGCGUAUGCAACAGUGUGUGUGUGUGGACAUGUUAUCUUUACAUCGACUCCCCUGCUUCCAGACCCUGCCGCUGUUACUCUUACUGACCUUGUGGUAUCACAGCCUGGGGCCGCUGGAAGAACCAGAUUUCCAUCUCCCGAGAGUCCCCGAGAUGCUCUUGAGCUGCCAGAUGUGGCUUGGUAUUUUCACAACUACAUCACGGAGCUGGCAAAAUGGUACGACCUUGGAGAUGCCUUGCGUCAAUUCGCCACAAAGGUGCCGGAGCUGGCACUUGACGAGCCACUCCUUUUCAGCGCCGUGAUUGCAUUAUCAGCUGAGCACCUGUGCCAGACAACGGGGCCCAAGAUUGCAAGGGAAAUGGCUGGAUUCUACCACAGCCGUUGUGUCGCCUACCUCAUCAAACUGGAUGAAAAGAGCGAGUUGCUGACGAAUGGCGUCGCGCUAGCAGCGGCCUGCUUGUUGCGGUCGUACGAGAUUCUCGAUGAGGACAUUGACCCCAACAGACAUCUCAGAGGCGCAUACUCGCUGGCAUCAUGUGAAGGCUCCAUUGCAGGGAGCCCCCCGGAAAGCCUCCUCGCCGCUGGAUUUUGGAACUACCUUCGGGAAGACAUCACUUUUAGCUUGUUUGAGGGCUGUCCGUUGAAGAUGGACGUGACUGGACCCGCCGCUCCGAGAUUGACGAAUGGCCACGACCAACUCCACUCCAUUUCACUCAUACUUGGCCGGAUCAUCAAUAAGGCCUUUAGCUAUCAAAUCUCAGCAAUUGAGUGGCGGCAAUUCGUUGGCAUGGUACACGCCUGGCUUGAUGAGAUUCCACAGCACGUCAAACCAUUCUCCAGAGGCCGGUUUGUGACUUUGUCAACGGUUGGCGAACUGCCCAGCUUCUGGUUUCUCCAAGACUUUCACGCAUCUGCGAGGCAAUAUGCUCUUGUCUCGCUCUCGAUUCUCGCCGUAUUCGCACCGCCAGACCAGCUUUCAUUACUCCAUUCAGUGGCAAACGAUGUCGGCAUUGUCGGCCAUGAAACAAGCAAGGAAGAGCUGCUAGAUGCUUAUGCUCUCGAGAUUUGUGGGAUCGCCUUCACAACCAACAUACCUUCGGUGAUUGUCAACUCUUUCGGCCCUAUUGCCUACUGCGGCAAGUUCAUACGGUCCGAACAAGCCAGACAAGAAGUCAUCCGCCGCCUAGCAGCGUGUAAACGGCCUGUCGGGUGGCCCGUCGAACGCCUGAUCUCCAGCCUCAAGAACUCAUGGGCAGCAGCAGGACUCCCCGAGCUGGAAUCUCCAACUUUUUCUGGGGAAGCGGGGCCGAGUCCGGGUCUGCUUAGCGACAUGUCCCCCGCUUCGUAUUAA
This is a messenger RNA of Trichoderma breve, 1362 nucleotides long. RefSeq lists its product as uncharacterized. Lineage: Eukaryota; Fungi; Ascomycota; Sordariomycetes; Hypocreales; Hypocreaceae. The record is from RefSeq and is a predicted model, not a curated record. Gene Ontology annotation, biological process: positive regulation of transcription by RNA polymerase II. The transcript has 5 exons. Gene Ontology annotation, cellular component: nucleus. Gene Ontology annotation, molecular function: transcription cis-regulatory region binding; DNA-binding transcription factor activity. The coding region runs from base 1 to 1362 and encodes 453 amino acids.